Messenger RNA from Chinchilla lanigera (long-tailed chinchilla), 939 nucleotides. RefSeq names its product olfactory receptor 8D4. Lineage: Eukaryota; Metazoa; Chordata; Mammalia; Rodentia; Chinchillidae. Gene Ontology annotation, cellular component: membrane. Gene Ontology annotation, biological process: G protein-coupled receptor signaling pathway; sensory perception of smell. Bases 1 to 939 code for a protein of 312 amino acids. The record is from RefSeq and is a predicted model, not a curated record. The transcript has a single exon. Gene Ontology annotation, molecular function: olfactory receptor activity; odorant binding; G protein-coupled receptor activity.
AUGGGUAUAAGAAAUCAUUCCACCGUGACUGAAUUUCUUCUUUUGGGUUUAACUGAACAGCCAGAGCUUCAGCUGCCCCUUUUCUAUCUCUUCUUAGGGAUCUAUGUAGUAACCAUCGUGGGAAAUCUUGGCAUGAUUACAAUAAUUACAUUGAAUUCUCAACUUCAUACCCCCAUGUACUAUUUUCUUAGUAGUCUGUCAUUUUUAGAUUUCUGCUAUUCUUCUGUCAUUACCCCCAAAAUGCUGGGAGGGUUUGUUGGCAGGGAUAAAUCCAUCUCCUAUUCUGGAUGUAUGACUCAAUUGUUUUUUUUCUGUAUUUUUGUUAUUUCUGAAUGUUACAUGUUAGCAGCCAUGGCCUACGAUCGCUAUGUGGCCAUCUGCAGCCCACUACUCUACCAUGUCACCAUGUCCCCUCAGGUUUGCUUUCUGCUGGUGGCUGCUGUCUUCUCCAUAGGCUUCACUGAUGCCAUGAUUCAUGGAGGUUGUACAUUGAGGUUGUCUUUCUGCGGAUCAAACAUCAUUAAACAUUAUUUCUGUGACAUUGUUCCUCUAAUUAAACUCUCCUGUUCUAGCACUUACAUUGAUGAGCUGUUGAUUUUUGGCAUUGGUGGGUUUAACAUGGUAGCCACCAGCCUGACCAUCAUAGUUUCGUAUGCCUUUAUUCUCACCAGCAUCCUCCGUAUCCAUUCUAAAGAGGGCAGGUCCAAAGCCUUUAGCACCUGUAGCUCCCACCUAAUGGCUGUUCUUAUAUUUUAUGGUUCUCUCAUGUCCAUGUAUCUCAAACCUGCUUCCAGGAGUUCAGUCAUCCAGGAGAAAGUAUCCUCGGUGUUUUACACUACUGUGAUUCCCAUGCUGAAUCCCUUGAUAUAUAGUCUGAGGAACAAGGAAGUGAAAAAUGCACUCACAAAGGUUUUACGAAGAAAAGUAUCUUCACAAUGA